AUGGCUUCACGUACACGUAAAAUCUCAGUUGUUGGAGCUCGUGGUGUUGGUAAAUCAACAUUAGUUGUUCAAUAUGUUGAUAAUUAUUUCUUGGAAAGUUAUUAUCCAACAAUUCAAAAUCAAUUUAAUAAAUCAAUUAAAUUUAGAAAUCAAACUUAUGAAGUUGAAAUCCUUGAUACCGCAGGACAAGAUGAAUUCACUAUAAUAAAUGAUUCUACAAUCGUACAUGGUUAUAUCUUGGUUUAUGCCAUAAAUAGCAGAUCAUCAUUUGAAUUAUUACCAGUCAUAAGAGAUAAGAUUUUGGAUUCAAUUGGAACAGAUAACGUACCUAUGAUUCUUGUGGGGAAUAAAGUAGAUUUAGAAAGAAAAGUUUCUAAAGAAGAAGGAACAAAAUUAGCAAAAGAUUUUGGAAUUCCUUAUAUUGAAGUUAGUGCAAAAUUAAGUAGUGGUGAAAAUAAUGAUAUAAGUAAAAUUUUCUUAGCAUUAUUGGAACAAAUUGAAGGUGAAAAAAUUGAUACAACAAAUGAAAAAUGUGUUAUUGUUUAA
Molecule: messenger RNA, 546 nt
Organism: Hansenula ciferrii
Lineage: Eukaryota; Fungi; Ascomycota; Saccharomycetes; Phaffomycetales; Wickerhamomycetaceae
Gene: RHB1
Product: putative GTPase RHB1
Exons: 1
Coding region: 1-546 (181 amino acids)
Biological process (GO): small GTPase-mediated signal transduction
Cellular component (GO): plasma membrane
Molecular function (GO): GTPase activity; GTP binding; GDP binding
Source: RefSeq, a predicted model, not a curated record